Molecule: messenger RNA, 1537 nt
Organism: Aricia agestis (brown argus)
Lineage: Eukaryota; Metazoa; Arthropoda; Insecta; Lepidoptera; Lycaenidae
Gene: Ctu1
Product: cytoplasmic tRNA 2-thiolation protein 1
Exons: 4
Coding region: 103-1485 (460 amino acids)
Biological process (GO): tRNA wobble position uridine thiolation
Cellular component (GO): mitochondrion; cytosolic tRNA wobble base thiouridylase complex
Molecular function (GO): tRNA binding
Source: RefSeq, a predicted model, not a curated record
AAUUUUAGGUUAUAAUCGUGUUUUUAAACUUUUAACCUUAGAAAAAUCCGAAAAAUACAAUCUAAUGAAUUACAAUUAAUAUUUCAAACUACAAAUUUUAAAAUGCCUCUUCAGUGCAAAACGGGGUGUGGAAAAAAUGCGAUGCUGAAGCGCCCAAAAACUGGAGACGCAUUGUGUAAAGACUGCUUCUUUGCGGCAUUCGAAACCGAAAUACAUUACACUAUAAUAAAAGCUAAGCUGUUCAACCGUGGCGAUUCUGUAGCAAUCGGUGCUUCAGGUGGUAAAGAUUCCACAGUUCUCGCAUACGUUUUAAAGACUCUGAAUCAGAGAUACAACUAUGGUCUCAAUUUAAUGCUUCUUUCGAUCGACGAAGGCAUCACAGGCUAUAGAGACGACAGCUUGGAAACAGUGAAACAGAACAGAGAUGAUUAUGAAAUGCCUUUGAAAAUUUUAUCCUACAAAGACUUAUAUGGUUGGACCAUGGAUGAAAUAGUAGCUCAAAUAGGUAGAAAGAAUAACUGUACUUUUUGUGGUGUGUUUCGAAGGCAGGCUCUAGACAGAGGAGCUGCGAUGCUCAAUGUGAAAUGUAUAGCGACAGGUCAUAAUGCUGAUGAUAUUGCUGAAACCGUCCUAAUGAAUAUUCUGAGAGGGGAUAUUGCAAGGCUAAAAAGAUGUACAGCUAUUUCUACAGGCAGUGAAGGCACAAUACCAAGAGUGAAACCAUUAAAAUAUACGUAUGAGAAGGAAAUAGUAAUGUAUGCACAUUACAAGAAGCUGGUAUAUUUCUCUACUGAAUGUGUCUUUGCUCCAAAUGCAUACAGAGGACAUGCACGAGCCCUGCUAAAAGAUAUGGAGAAAGUUAGACCAACUUGUAUUAUGGAUAUUAUUUAUUCAGGAGAAACAUUGUCAGUAAAAGAGGAAGUAACACUCCCAACUCAGAGGGUCUGCAUGAGAUGUAAUUUUGUUUCAUCACAAGAAGUGUGUAAGGCAUGUGUGCUUCUGGAAGGGUUAAACAAAGGUUUACCAAAACUCGGUAUAGGGAAAAGUUCAAAGGCCAAAAGGAUGUUAGAAGAAUAUAACAACAGACAAAGAAAUCACCAGGAAGAGGUUGACAAAAUCAAUAAUGAAUCUAAACAAAAUAAUUGCAUAUCUAAAGGAAAAAUGUGCAGGUCUGGUUGCAAAUCGGACAAAGAUAAUAUUGACACUAUGAAGAGCUUGCAUUUGUGUGAGGAUGGCAAAGAGAGUACAACCACUCAGAUACAAGGUACACCAUGUAACUCAAAAAUAAAUAAAUUGAUUAAAGAAUAUGGAAUUGAUAGUCCAAUAAGUAAUGCUUCGGAUACUGGACAAGAGAUAAUAAUAGAUGAAAGCUUAGGUAAUGAUCAUGAUGAUGCAUUUGAUAUUCCUCAAGAAGAAAUUGUAAAUAGUGAAGAAGUGACUUGUGCUGGUGCUUGUGGUGAGGGUGCAUCAAAUAUUGGCUUUUGAGAAAACAACAAUAAUAAUAUAAUAUUUUUUAUAUGUACCAUCGAGGAAGUUG